Messenger RNA from Lepus europaeus (European hare), 3164 nucleotides. RefSeq names its product family with sequence similarity 76 member A (gene FAM76A). The record is from RefSeq and is a predicted model, not a curated record. Bases 88 to 1011 code for a protein of 307 amino acids. The transcript has 9 exons. Lineage: Eukaryota; Metazoa; Chordata; Mammalia; Lagomorpha; Leporidae.
CUGCCGCCGCCGCCAGGUUGUGCCUCAGACUGACAGAUAAAGCGGCGGGCCGGGCCGGCGGGGCGGUGAGCACGGCCCGAGCCGGACAUGGCGGCGCUCUACGCCUGCACCAAGUGCCACCAGCGCUUCCCCUUCGAGGCGCUGUCUCAGGGGCAGCAGCUGUGCAAGGAAUGUCGGAUUGCACACCCUGUUGUGAAGUGUACCUACUGCAGGACCGAGUACCAGCAGGAGAGUAAAACCAAUACAAUAUGCAAGAAAUGUGCUCAGAAUGUGCAGUUGUAUGGAACGCCCAAACCGUGUCAGUAUUGUAACAUAAUUGCAGCAUUUAUUGGCAAUAAAUGCCAACGCUGUACAAAUUCAGAGAAGAAGUAUGGACCGCCAUAUUCUUGUGAACAGUGCAAGCAGCAGUGUGCGUUUGACAGGAAAGAUGAUAGAAAGAAGGUAGAUGGCAAAUUGCUGUGCUGGCUGUGUACACUUUCGUACAAACGGGUCCUGCAGAAGACCAAAGAGCAGAGGAAGCAUCUGAGCAGCUCUUCUCGGUCUGGCCACCAGGAGAAGGAGCAGUACAGCCGCUUGAGUGGCGGUGGCCAUUACAACAGCCAGAAAACACUUUCUACAUCUUCAAUUCAAAAUGAAAUCCCAAAGAAAAAAUCCAAGUUUGAGUCAAUCACAACUAAUGGAGACAGCUUUUCUCCAGAUCUGGCUUUGGACUCUCCAGGCACUGACCACUUUGUCAUCAUUGCCCAACUGAAGGAAGAAGUGGCCACUCUGAAGAAGAUGUUGCAUCAGAAGGAUCAAAUGAUUUUAGAGAAAGAGAAGAAGAUUACAGAGCUGAAGGCUGAUUUUCAGUACCAGGAAUCUCAAAUGAGGGCCAAAAUGAACCAGAUGGAGAAAACCCACAAAGAAGUCACAGAACAGUUGCAGGCCAAGAACCGAGAGCUCCUGAAGCAAGCAGCAGCCUUGUCCAAGAGUAAGAAAUCUGAGAAGUCAGGAGCUAUAACCUCACCAUGAUAGACCACAGGGAGGCGCUCCAGCGACAGCACAUGGAGUCAUCCGGGGUUAGAGUUGGAGACCUGGCUGUUCUCUGGGAAUUGCAAGCUUUCUUAAGAAAUCUCUAUUUUAUUACAGUUAUCCUUCUUUGUGUGACUGCAGUGGGCUGAGUGGGGACACCUGCAUUCUGGCUGCAUGCUUGAGUGUGUGGGCUUUCGAGCUCCUCUCUUUCUCCUCUCCCUCUCUGUCCCAUCCCCAUAUCCCCGCCCAUCUGCUCCUCUCUCUCUCUCUCUCUCUCUCUCUCUCUCUCUCUCGGUACUCCUCUUUGGUUUUGUUUGUUUGUUUUUGUGGUGGUAACUGCUCCGUGUUAUGUGCAGAAGGUUGCUUUCGUCCAUCACUGCAUCCUGCCAUACCCGUGAGCCACUAGCUUGGUGUUAAUCACGUAUCACUGCCGCCCUCUGAACUUCGAAAACUGCCACCUUCUGACUUGGUACAAUGGAAGAGGCUUUCUCUCAAAAAAAAAAAAAAAAAAAAAAAUUGCUUCAGGGUAUAUUCUUGGGUUUUUUUCCAGGUAUAUUAUGUAUGAACUUUGUACUAUGUAUAGCCAGAGUUUUAUUUAUUUUUUAAAACAAGAAACUUUUUCUUGAAAAAGGAGUAACAGUAGACUAGCCUGUUCUUGUAAAAGCAGCGCCUCUUGAAACAAAGAACAGUCCUGUCCUCUAGCUUUUAGUAAAGAGUCAGAUCUUCUGUUGAUACCUUGGAGUCUCUGAAAACUGAUUGCUGAGGUGAACAAUUUCAAUACAUAAGUGUGGAGUUAAGUGCCUUUUGGAGGAUUUCUUGGAAGAGCAUUUAAGGAGAUGCUUAAGGGAGGGAGCAAAGAUUUAGCAGUCUGUCUUUUUAAGUAAGGGCAGAGAAAAAAGUCGUCCAGGUUGUACUGGACACUUCCCUCCUCACCUCUUUCCUGAUUGUUUUUUGUGAUUGCUUUUAAAUUCUCACUGCCACUUCUUUUUGAAAGAAGACUUUUACUUCUUAUCUCAGUUUUUUUUUUUUUUUAACAUGAGCAAAUUCAAAACAGGAUAAUAUUUGAACUGUAAGAGUAUUUCUGGGGUUCGUACAGCUGCUCAGGUGUGGACUCUGCAUCUGAUUGGGAGAAAUCCUAUCACUGUACCUUCUCCCCACUCCUCCUCACUCAUCCAGCCCGUACACUCCCUGCUGUCAGUGGAAAAAGAGUGAAAACGGGCUUCUCAGGAGCAGCUGGAGUGCAGCCAGAGCGGUGUGUGCCCUGUCUUCCUCUCUUGAUCCAGUGGGCACAUGGAUUUGCUUUUCCAGAAAGGGGAUGGAUUUGCACUGGUAGCCACACUCACAGGUCCUCUGUGUGCUGUUUCUGAAAGGAAUUAGGGAGGGAGUCAUGUGCCAUAAAACAGCAAAACCAACGACCCUGGAGUCGCCAAUGCAGGAGAGCACAAGUAGAGGUCGUUGUGAUGGCAGCGGGCCUUGGCACCUCCGCGCUGGGGUGGUAGGCAUAGCUUACUAGAAGUGUCCUAAAAGCAGGUGCUCUGUGAUUUGUGGUGGCAUUCUCCUGAGUCUGGAGCCCUGCACAGAACUGGACAGAGAUGUGGAAAUAGGAAAGGGAUGCAGUGGACCGUGUUGCUUCUGUGUCACCCAGGGAGUCAUGGACUUUUCCCCUAUGAGCAAGGGAAAUGACAGCGCUACAUAGUUCUGUAACUUUUUGAAUGAGAAACUUUUAGGUAAAGAUCAACUGUGAGAUAAUAUUUUUCAGAUGCAUUUGCAUUGACCUUGGGGAGAUUUGCAAAAUUGAGUUUUUUUUUUUUUUUUAAUUUUAAAGACUGAAAAACUCUGUUAUGUGAAGUAUAAACAAUAUGAAAACAUGUUUAGUUUUAUACAAAAGUCUUUUUUUUAAGGUCUUAGCAUUUAAUAAAAAGCAAAUCCACACAUUUUCUAACUUUCCAUAAGUUCCUAAAAGGGAAGGAAGAAACCUCAGUCUUGAAAUUUUGAUUUUUAAAAAUCAUGGCACUGUUUUACCAUGAAAUUGAGUAGCUAACUUUUGGUAACACUUUUUGUUUCUUUGUAUGUUUGUAAUAAUGGACAUUUUAAAACACAGGAAUGUUUUGGUUUGUACAGACUUUGACAAAUGUGUGUUAAUAAAAAUUCAU